AUGGCAACGUCGAAUGUGACAUGUCCUGCACCUAUGAAGGCCGUGUCUAAUGGCGCGUUCCAACAUGAAAAUCCACUUGAUUUCGCAGUUCCUCUUAUCAUUCUUCAGAUAUGCGUGGUUGUUACAUUCACUAGGUUUAUUGCAUUCCUUUGCAAACCCCUCAAACAACCUCGAGUCAUUGCAGAAAUCAUAGGAGGAAUAUUACUCGGGCCGUCUGCGAUCGGACGAAGCCAGAAAUUCUUAGACACAGUUUUUCCGAAGAGAAGUUUAACAGUCCUAGACACACUAGCAAACAUUGGUCUUUUGUUCUUCUUAUUCCUAGUUGGUCUUGAGCUCGACAUGCGUUCGAUCAAGAAAACAGGUCACAAAGCCUUAGGAAUUGCGCUAUGUGGAAUCACGGUUCCGUUUGUGCUUGGCAUUGGAACAUCCUUUGUUCUUAGAGCUACAAUCUCCAAAGGUGCAGAGGCUGUCCCUUUUCUUGUCUUCAUGGGUGUUGCUCUCUCGAUUACUGCAUUUCCUGUCUUGGCUCGAAUCCUAGCCGAGCUCAAACUCCUGACAACUGACGUCGGUCGUAUAGCAAUGUCAGCUGCUGCUGUCAAUGAUGUUGCAGCAUGGAUACUUCUUGCUCUUGCCAUAGCUUUAUCAGGUGACGAUACGUCACCGUUGAUUUCUCUUUGGGUUAUGCUCACUGGUGCUGCCUUUAUUCUUUUUGCUGUUUUUGCUAUACGACCGUUGCUUGCGUACAUGGCGAAGCGCUCUCCCGACGGUGAACCUGUGAAGGAGCUUUACAUUUGCAUCACCUUGACAUUGGUUUUGGCUUGUAGUUUUGUUACUGAUACUAUUGGAAUUCAUGCACUAUUUGGUGCUUUUGUUGUUGGUAUUAUUAUGCCGAAAGACGGUCCUUUUGCCGGUGUUUUGAUUGAGAAAAUUGAAGACCUUGUGUCUGGAAUUUUCUUGCCACUUUAUUUUGCUUCUAGUGGUUUGAAAACAAAUGUGGCAACUAUUAAGGGAGGGGUUUCUUGGGCACUACUAGCACUUGUUAUAUUCAAUGCUUGCUUUGGAAAAAUCGUUGGUACAGUUGUAGUAUCAUUAAUAUUCAAGGUGCCUUUUAGAGAAUCACUUGCACUUGGUUUUCUCAUGAACACCAAAGGAUUGGUAGAGCUCAUUGUUCUCAACAUCGGAAAAGAUCGCAAGGUACUAAAUGACCAAGCAUUUGCAAUUUGUGUUCUUAUGGCAUUAUUCACAACCUUCAUCACCACCCCAAUAGUGAUGGCAGUGUAUAAACCAGCUAGAAGAGGUGCACCUUACAAGCACAAAACAAUUCAACGCAAAGAUCGCGAAUCCGAGCUCAGAGUGUUGGCGUGUUUCCACAGCACACGCAACAUCCCUACAUUAAUCAACCUUGUAGAAUCCUCCAGAGGAACCCGAAAGCGCGGAAGACUUUGUAUCUACGCAAUGCACUUGAUGGAACUCUCAGAGAGAUCUUCAGCUAUUUCCAUGGUUCACAAGGCGCGUAACGAUGGCAUGCCAUUUUGGAAUAGAAAAGAGAGUGAUAAAGAUCAAAUGGUUAUCGCUUUCCAAACAUACGGAAAAUUGAGCAGUGUCAACGUCCGUCCCAUGACAGCAAUCUCAGCUCUCACCAACAUUCAUGAAGAUAUUUGUACCAGCGCUCAUCAAAAGCGUGUCGCAAUAAUAAUCCUUCCGUUCCAUAAACACCAACGUCUCGACGGAACAAUGGAAUCAUUAGGACAUUCAUUUCAUGUAAUCAAUCAGCUUGUGUUGAGUCACGCACCGUGUUCUGUUGGAAUUCUGGUCGAUCGCGGUCUGGGAGGAACAAGCCAGGUUCAAGCUAGUGAUGUUUCUUUCAAUGUUGUUGUAGUAUUCUUCGGAGGACCCGACGAUAACGAAGCGCUUGCUUACGGUAUGAGAAUAGCAGAACAUCCAGGUAUUGUGCUAACUGUUGUUAAAUUUGUGUCUCCACCUGGAACGACAUUAUCAUUCGGCGCUAAGUUAGUCGGUGUUGCAUCGGAUAAGAGCAGAACAGUAGUGAUUAAUGAUAGUGAAGGUAGCAGUAACCAUGAUGGCAAUAAAAACCAAGAUGAACAACCUUGGAGUGAGUUUCUUAAUGCAAGAAGCAACAAUGAAGAAUCAAUUAAGUAUGAAGAAAAGCUGGUUGAAAGUAAAAGUGAUAUUGAGGCAGCAUUGAAGGAAUUAAGUAGAAGCAAUUUGAUAUUGGUUGGUAGAAUGCCACCAGUUGCACCUUUGGUUAGUACUAGUGAUUGUCCUGAGCUUGGUCCUGUUGGAAGCUAUUUGAGUUCUUCUAGUUUCUCCAAUUCUGCAUCAGUAUUGGUUAUUCAACAAUACAAUCCUUCAACUGAUAUUCAUCCUUUGGUUAUGGAGGAAUUUGAUUGUCCUGAAGUGCCAGACACACCAAGGAGUUAG
This is a messenger RNA of Lathyrus sativus (Indian pea), 2442 nucleotides long. The record is from the annotation of a GenBank genome assembly. Lineage: Eukaryota; Viridiplantae; Streptophyta; Magnoliopsida; Fabales; Fabaceae.